CGCCACCCGAAGAAAACGACGGCCACGGUCACGGCCACGAGGAACGAUCGAGCCUAUAUUGCGUACGGAAUAGUUGCUGACAGAAUCAUUUUGCUUCCGUCUAUCGAGUAGAGAGGUUGUGCUUUUCUCGCUUUCGAUCUGAUCGCAUCCAGCUGAGAGUUAAUUCUAUUUUUUUUUUCAUAUCUCAAGAUCGGUGGUUCAUUCCUCGUUACAAGCUUCCCCCAAAAUCGAAUCCAGAGCGACUCGAAAAAAAAAAGAUUGAAAAUAAAAAUUGAAAAACGGUACCCAAUUCUAUUACGUUAAAUAGUUUUGUCGGGGCGCGAACGAUCUUUUCAAUUUGGAUUUUUUUUUCUUCGAGGUGGUUGAGAAAAGCUUCGAUAAAUGGUUUGUUAAGUUCUGUGUAAACUGCCGGCCGCGCGUUCUUGGGUGUUAGAAGAGAGUGUGGUUAAUCUGUUCGCGAUUUCGUCGUACCCUUACAUUUGGCGCAGCAGCAUUGGUGAAAUAGUACUGAUCGAGAUAAACGAAACAUAGUGGGGUUAAAAAGGAAUUAGAAUAAUUGCUCGGCCGAUUCUGAUUGCAAUCCGAUUGGAAAACAAACAGACUCUGACGAGAUUUUGGGAAAAAUUGCCAUUUCUCCUACAUGUUUGGUGUUGAACUUUCAUGAGUGGAAGAGAAAAAAUAUCGCUUUUUAUCGUUUGGUACUGUUUCGUUUUUUAUUGCCGGAUUAGUUGGAAAACAGUAUCUGGAAAGCACAUCUUUACGUACGGUUUGCUGCAGAUCAUAGCCCAAGAGGAAAGCAAGUGUUGAUUUUUCGAUAAUUUCGGUACAAGUGCUUUUGGAGAUAAAAGAAACAAAGUGUAAAUUUCGAAAAGUUUUGUCGAUCCGGCGAAUACACAUCUCUGUCCUAUUGGCUGCUGCUGCUGUGAAUUUUUUUUAAGUGGAUCGGUUUGCAGAAAGCAGCUUGGAUCGAAGCAGAGUCCAGUGAAGUGCCCAGUUCCAGAACCUGUGAACCUUUGUGUGCGAUAUUAGAUUUCAGCUUGUGUGGCACACAACGAACCCCAAAGGCCAAAAAAUAAAAUAAAUAAAAGCCCUCCAAAAGAUUGAAAAGUGCUGAUAGUCCGAAACCGUAUCAUUCAUCCAGAGAACCAUUCGAGGGCAGCUCGCGAUCUCGUUCAGGUUCAGGAUAAACUUGGUGAGCAGAGCAGUGCGCAAAGUGAUUACUUAAUAGCGUCUGCGAAAUAGAUAAAACAUCCUUCUCCCCGGGUGGCGCACAAGCGAUCGAUCGACAGGCGGAACAGCAAAAGCAAAGGAUCAUACUCGAGAGAACGGUUUCCUAAAAAAUAACAAUAAUAUACCCUAUUAACAGAUCUUAAAAUGUUACCCCGAACCAUCAUUAUGUGCCUUGCGGUGGUGUACCUGAUCAAUAUUUCGAUAGGGGCCCCGAUCGAUCAGCGGUCACAGCUGUUAGCCUCGAUCCAGGAAAUUCAACGAAAAUAUGGUGGUCGGAGCAGUGAUGAUGACAGUAUGGCUGCAGUUGAAAAAGAGACCCCGAGCUCCGAUGACAAACCGGAAGUGGAUGUGGAUAACAUCGAAAAUGCUGAACCUACUAAUGCUGAAAAUCCGGAAACAGAAGAUGAAUCCUCAAGACAAGCAAAAGUGCUGAAAACUAGACAAGGUCAAGAUUCUGCGGGUCAAGGAACAAAACGAAAGAAUAAGAUGUUUGGAUUCUACGGAUAUUUUCCUCAACCUACCUACCAACAACCUCUUGCCUAUCCUUCCUAUUAUCCGCUGGAAUAUUACGACGAUUACAGUGCGCUUGAGGGAUACUCGAAUAAUCCAUUUGCCAAUAUUCAGAACUAUCAACAGAACAUGGCCGCUCUUCAAAGCAUGGCAGCCAUUCAGAGCUUGAAUAAUAUUCCUUCGACUAGCCUCCCCAAUCUCGCUAACCUGGACAACAACCAAGCCCUACAGGAUUACCAAAAUCUAGGACCUUACUCAAACGGCGACAAUCUGCCGAACAUUGAUGACGAGGACAUUCUGUCGCGUAACAACCAACGUCGUCGUCCGGCUAAUAAAAACUCUCCAAUCUACUACAUUCGAUUGCCUCCGACUCCGUACAUGUUUGUACCAGGUCUUGGAUAUAUCUCGCAGCCACCAACUAUUCAGCCAUUGGCACCAGCAGUCCCACAAUACCCUCAACUUGCACCACCGGUAACGAUGAGUCCCUUCUACAACUUACCAAUCAACUUCGUCUCUAACGGUAAACCAUCCGGAAUCUACCAAUGGGGUGGAGCUCCUUCACCGGCGCCAAUGCCUCAGCCAGCUUAUGCCCUGCCAUAUCCCGCGGUCCGGCCGUCUCCCAUAGGCCCUGUGCGUCCUGCCUUCCGACCCAACCCAUUCGUUACGGACUCCAAGAUUACGCAUUUGAAGGGACCAUUCCUAUUUAACGGAAGACCAGAAGAAAUCUUCUUACUACAAAAUUCGAUCAACCCGUUCCUCCAGUCGCCACUCAAUCCAAUCAAUCCUUUCAAUGGAUAUUACUAACUAAUAACUAGUUAACGUUCUAGACCGAAGGUCUUGGGAGAGCUCUACAAGGUCAUUAAAUGCAAUAACGAUAGAAUGCAUAGAUCAGAAGAACGAAAUAAAAAAUCCGCCAGUAGUGAUCACUAACUAUUUCCUCCGUAUAACACAUGUAACGCCUAAGCUUUUAAGCACGCCUUCGAUCUUCUUAUUCGGAAAGCUCUCUUUAUGCUCUUUAUCUCUCUCCCAAGCACCUUACUUCCAAGUGCCUCAUAUUAAUUGUAAAGCCUUGCAUCGUAGAUUACCUACUUUCUCUCUUCAAAUGUAUUUCGCUUUAGCCACCCGUCGGCUUGACGCAGCUUCUGACUGGCAGUAGAUAGAAGGCGUUUCAUUUUACAAACGCUUCCACGAAUAGGCAAAAACAAACGGUGACAUCCAGAUUCUUUGCGAUGUUAUUGAAUACAACAUUGCGUACCACAAAUUAUGCAAUGCAAAGCUUCAGCAACUUGAUGGAACGUUUCCAACUGGUCACUCGCAAACCUAUAACGACGACGACCGAAAAACGACACCACGUUUCAUUUGGCAUCACGUCCAUUCCCGCGUCUUAGUUGGAAAUCUUUCGUUGACUUGUCGUUCACUAAUAUUUAUUUUGUGCACUUCUAAAUGAUAACAAAUCAUUAGACAAUACUCUAGAGGAUAGAAUUUAUAGAAGAAAAUAAACUUAAUAUAUCAGCUACCCAUCCAGAAAAUAAGCCGGCUAGUUGGAAUCGUUAUCACUUAGUGAUAUGUGAAAAUUUAGAAUAUUUUUUCCUAUGAACUUAUGAUGAAAUGUACUCAACAAAAGGCAGCAGCAAAUAUGAAACAGAACAUGUUUAUACACUCAAGCAGUAACUAGAAUAACUAUUUCACAAAUUUCUUAUAAACAUUACGCUAAGAGUUAUGAUAAAUUUAAAAAAAAAACGUAACAAAAUGGUAGGCAUUACACUGAACGAACGAAUCAUCAUUACGAAUAGUGUCUAAGUAAUUUUUGCAAUGGUCGAGUGUCGAAACGAGAAGUGACACACAUUUGCUUUUAAACGAAGAAAAAAUUGAGACAGCUGGUCAAAAGUUCAUUUUAUUUCGAGCAAAAGGGGUUAGAAAAACGGAAGAGUUCAAAAUUCCAACAGAAAUUCCAACAGUUGUAAUAAGUAUUUGUUGGUUUCGUUACGAAUCCUCACACAAACAAUUGUUUCAGUUCGAAAAAAAAUAAACGGAUGAAGAAAAGUGAAGGAAAACAAAUCGGAACAGGUUCCAUUUUCCAUAGGCCUCGGUUGAGCAGAUGAAGUAAAUCCGUAUGGUAGUAUUGUAGUGAUUAGAAAACUAACAAAUUGUACUGAUUAUGUGUAGCAAAUAAAAAAUAAACACGUCAAAGUAGA
Molecule: messenger RNA, 3935 nt
Organism: Uranotaenia lowii
Lineage: Eukaryota; Metazoa; Arthropoda; Insecta; Diptera; Culicidae
Exons: 3
Coding region: 1375-2544 (389 amino acids)
Source: RefSeq, a predicted model, not a curated record